Molecule: messenger RNA, 1609 nt
Organism: Prorocentrum cordatum
Lineage: Eukaryota; Dinophyceae; Prorocentrales; Prorocentraceae
Source: the annotation of a GenBank genome assembly
AGGACCUGGCUCCGCACUACGCCUCGGGCGCUGUGCUGCUUGCGUUCGGCACGCUGCUGGCCGUGUGCUCGGGCUUGAGCAAGGAGAGCGGUCUGACGCUUCCGGUGUUCCUCGCGGGCGUCGAGCUGUGCACGCGCAGGGCCUCCCCCAGGCUUGGCGUCGGCCUGGCGCUCGCAGCCCUGGCAGUCUUCGCAGCCCUGGGCGCGUGCCGCCUCUUGAUCACGCAGGGUACGGAGACACACUUUGGCUUCGUGGACACCCCGGUGCAGUACCACGGGGACGUCUGGGCGCGAUCCUGGACGACGUACCUUUUCCAGCACGCCUUCUACGCGAGGCUGCUGGUGCUCCCCGGGCGGCUCUCCUGGGACUACUCCUACGACACGCUGCCGGUGCUGAAGGACGGAUGGUUGGCGGGACGUCCGCGCCCUGGCGGUGCUCUGCGCCUACCUGGGGCUCGUGGCGCUGGCGGCCCGGGCGCUGACGGGCGCGGGCGGGAGGCGGACAGUGCUCGGGCUGCUGGCCCCAUCGUGCCCUUCGUGCCCGCGUCCAACCUCUUCUUCGUCGUCGGCGUGACGGUCGGCGAGCGGCUGCUGUACCCGUCGACGGUGGGCGCGGCCGUGGUCUUCGCCUCCGUCGGGCAGGCCCUGGAGCUCGGCGCCCCCGCGGGCCGCGGCGCCGGGCGGGGGCCGGGAGCGGGCGGCCGCUCGUGGCCGUGGGUCUGCGGAGCGGCCCUCGUCUGCUUCUACGCCGUGGGCUGCUCUGUCCGCGUGUGGCAGGUGGUUUGGUGGGUCGUCCGAGGCGCUGUACGAGGCGGACGCGGCCCACUGGCCGCGCUCCGUCAAGACGCAGCACCAGCUCGGCACGAUCUACCACGCGCAGGGGCGCUACGCGGAGGCGCUGGAGCACUAGGGGGCGCCGUGGCGGAUAACGCGUCGCUCGCUGUUCUAGACGACAACGCGCUCACGGACCAUGUCAUUGCUCAGGUGUUCAUUGAGACUGGUAGAUAUGACGACGCGAUCCAACGGUUUCAGAAGAUCCAGGCUGGGCAUUUUGUUGGCUUCGCGCCCUUCAACCUUUAUAUGUUCUACAUUGAUUACGGCUUCGCAUUGGUUGCAGGAAGACACUUCGAGGAAGCGAUACCGCUGUUGGAGCAUGGUCUGAAACGGAACACGGCAGUUCCCCACGGGAUCAACGCUCUCGGUUACGCGUUCGUCCGCGUGGACAAGCUCCAGGAGGCCCAGGACUGGUUUGCCAGGGGCCUGGAGUACGAUUGGGAGACGCAAGCAACUGCACAUAAACGUACACGGUCGGAGGUCCGCUCGGAUUUUUUGGGCCCGGCCGACGUUGGACAGCGGUGCAAACAGCACUUGGCGGCUCAUCUGACGUCAUUCUUGGCGCGCUCCGCGCGCAAGGCGAAGGGCUAAAGGGAGCGGUGUUCAAGAAGUCCGCGCGGGCCUUCGAAAGCUUACUUCCCAGACAGAGCUUGUACGUAGGGGCUCUCACCUGCAUUCGGCGGAAGUAGCCCGCUCUGCGGAAGUAGCCCGCUCUGUCGCAUUCGGCAGGUCCCCGUUGGUACCCUGUUGUUGGCGCCUUGCGUGCUGGUGCCCCA